Molecule: messenger RNA, 5968 nt
Organism: Danio rerio (zebrafish)
Lineage: Eukaryota; Metazoa; Chordata; Actinopteri; Cypriniformes; Danionidae
Source: RefSeq, a predicted model, not a curated record
GGGGUGAAAUAUCCCUUUUCAGCUAAUUCUAAGAGUUUAUUCUAUUGAUGACUUUGUCAUUUCAGAUUUGCCAGACCGUCAAUUCAUCCUGACUGGAUGCUCUUGCUGUUCUUCACUCACACGCAUGUCACUAUUACUGUUACACUCGGCCUGCUGUUUGUACCCAAGUUUCUCCAUAUGUCACAACCAGGCAGAGAAGAAAUAGCGGCAGAGGUAUAUGAGGAUGAGGUGGACUUGCGACGUUCGUGUUCUUACCUCAACAGUAGCUUCACCUCGAACUGCUGGAGUGACCAAAGUUUGGACCCUGAUGACAUUCGGGAUGAGCUGAAGAAACUGUAUUCUCAGCUGGAAGUCCACAAGACCAAGAGGAUGGCAAACAGCAAUCCCCACCUUCCAAAGAAGCGUAGCUCUCGUCUCAGUAUUGGACGAUCUAUUAUAAAACGUAUCUCUGAGAUCCCAGAAAGUUUGAGCAGACAAUGUAGCCGUGAAGACAAGGAUAUCAGUGCUGCAAUAGGAACUAUAACACGAUCGGGAUCUUAUUACAAAUGUCAUCAAACCACAAGUAUUAACACUAUAAAUGAAACUUUAAUGCAGCCUUCUCCAAAGCUGCGGAAGUCCCAUAGUGCCUAUGAUUGUACCCCAGAAAAGGAAGCCUCUUUAUUAAACUCCUCCAUGAAAAGAUCAACAGAAAAGAGGCACUCACAGCAUUCUGAUGCAGGAUCUAUCAAUACAACACUGCUGAUCUGCAAGUCUGCCAGUGCCCACAAUCUAUCGCUAGAUACUAACCUUUUACUUCCCGAGCCCACCAGGUUUCAAAAGUCACUUAGUGUAAUAGAACGCAAUGACCAUCGCUCUGUGACACCGUGUAGAAGCAUUGAAAAUGUGUCAAUUUCUAUCAAACCUACCCCAGCAGAAAGGCCACCCAAGCUGACUGUGGAUGUUGACAUAAAGAGGCAGACUUCUAGUGCCUUGCUGUCAGAGUCCUUUGACAAGGCAGAGGUCUGCCCAUGGGAGGUUCCAGAGGAGCUCCCUGCAACCAAAAAUCUAAAACAUGUCACAUAUUCCAUCUCAACACAGGAAGAACCAAAAUCGCCUGGUGCUCUGUCAUCACCAACAUUGUUAUACGUUUGUCCGUGGGAAUACCUGCCACCUCCUUCUCCCCCUGCAAUUGAAACUGGGAAUGGUAUUCAGUCAGAAGUUGAUUCCACAAAACCCAAACCUCCAAUAUCUUGUAGUGCUCCUGGGUCACCACAUACAGUUUCUGGCAAGCCAAAAGAAUUUCGGGUUUUCUCUUUCCGCUCCACUACACAAAAUCUCCUUGCAGCAAAGGGUGUUGGGGAACUUGCAAGAAGCAUGAGCAGAGAGAAAAGCCUACAAGAAAGUAACGUUAGGGAGGGAACACUACAAAAAUCUCAGUCUACAUCCAUGAGAUUAUCUCCAGGCAGUGCAGCUUCAGACAAACGUACCCCACAGACACAAAGACGGGCUAUGACUACUAUAGGAACAAAACCUUCCCUUGUGAAACAAACAGCUGUACGGCUGCCAUCAAAUGAUUCUCCCGAAAGGAGCCCCAAGCAUACUGCUCCAGUUCACGUCUGCCCAUGGGAGUCAGAGGAGGUGAUCUUGGAGGUCAAAAAGCAGAAUGAUAUAGCAUUACAAAGACAACUGAGUGACAAGAAAGAAUUGACUGUGACAGCAAGUAACGAUGGUUUAAAGCCAUCUGAGCUACAACUUAAGUCAUUAUUAGUUGUUCCUAAUACAGAAGUGUGUCCAUGGGAUGUCCCAAAACCUUUUCAUCAAAGUAGCAUGUCUGAAGUCUGUCCUUGGGAGGUUGUGGAAGUCGAGCAAUUGCAAACCAAAAACAUGCAAACUGAUGUCUGUCCUUGGGAAACAGACUCAUCAAGGGUUACUGAAGACACAAUAUGCAAUACCACUGUUGAAGUACCCAUGCCUGGAGACAUCCAGAAGCAGGUAAAAGUGAAGCCUGAAACAUCCCCUUCUGAUGUAUCAGAUACAAAUAUACCCAAGGUCAAACAAGGAUCCAUAAAAAUGUCCAAUGAGACAAAGCCUGGUGAAAGGGUUAUUUAUGUUAAUACCAGAGAGUGUCGGUUGGAACAAGAAUCGGCUCAGAAAAGAGGAUUUAUGGAAACAAGUAAAACACUGAAGCAAGAAGAAAGUGAUUUUCCUGAACCACCCCCACCUGUAACUGAUGUAUGUCCUUGGGAUUUAGAGCCAAAUACAAAAGACAAUUCAAAACCCUCAAUGACUAAAAAAGCAACUGUUUGUCCGUGGGAGGCAGGGGAUUCUGAAAAGUCAGAAGAGAGGGAAAGUGCUACAAUCAAGGGGUCAGCAAAAGUACAUCAAAAACAAGAAAGUGUAUAUGCAAAUGUCUGUCCAUGGGAAACAAGCGAGUCUGUUAAGACCAUGCAGAAACAAGAUAGUAUCAGUAGAAAUGUCUGUCCAUGGGAGACACAAGAGUCAGUGAAGACUUUGCAGAAACAAGAUAGUGUCCGUACAAAUGUUUGUCCAUGGGAGACAGAAGACGGGGUAAAAACCUUACAGAAACAAGAUAGUGUCCGUACAGAUGUUUGUCCAUGGGAAACAGAAGAAUCUGUCAAGACCUUGCAGAAACAAGAUAGUGUCCGUACAAAUGUUUGUCCAUGGGAAACAGAAGAAUCUGUCAAGACCUUGCCGAAACAAGAUAGUGUCCGUACAAAUGUUUGUCCAUGGGAGACAGAAGACCAGGUAAAAACCUUACAGAAACAAGAUAGUGUCCGUACAGAUGUUUGUCCAUGGGAGACAGAAGAGCCAGUCAAGACCUUGCAGAAACAGGAUAGUGUCCGUACAAAUGUUUGUCCAUGGGAGACAGAAGAGACGGUAAAGUCCUUGCAGAAGCAAGACAGUGUCUGUACAAAUGUUUGUCCUUGGGAGACAAGCAAGUCUGUUAAGACCAUACAGAAACAAGACAGUGUCCGUACAAAUGUAUGUCCAUGGGAGACAGAAGAGCCAGUCAAGACCUUGCAGAAACAAGAAAGUGUCCAUGCAGAAGUUUGUCCAUGGGAGACAGAAGAGCCUGAAAAGGCCUUGCAGAAACAAGACAGUGUUCUUUCAGAUGUUUGUCCAUGGGAGAAAAAUGAGCCAGUGAAGACCUUACAGAAGCAAGAUCGUGUCUGUUCAGAUGUCUGUCCAUGGGAAUCAAACACAUCAGCGAUUCAAUCAGUGCCACAAGACUCCCCUCGUACGGUCCCAACAAAAAGUCAAGAAAGUGCUCAAGAAUCUGUCUGUCCCUGGGAAACUAACAUGGGAACAACAGCAACAACAGAAGCCAGCACAAGUCAAACUGUCCUAGACACAAUCAGAACACACCCUUCAGACACACAGACUGCAGAAGAGUUACGGGUUAACCCUCCUCUAGCUAGACGUGAUGCAUUAUGUCCCUGGGAAAUGGAAGGGGGGCGACAAGAAUCUAUAACCAUGCAUGAUAAUUUAGAUGUCUUCACUUGGGAGGAGACAAUCCCAGAGGAAGAUGAUGGUGAUGCAGAAACUGCUGCAGAGGCCUUCAUCUUCCCUCCAGACCUGUAACCCACAAGGGAAGUAUCAUUGUGCUUUAUAUACCUUGGAAGACAUUGUAACAAGGACCACUGGUUACAUUCGGGCUUUAUGCAGAAUGUUCCUCCACAGCAGUAGGCAUGCUUUACUGACUGUUAUUUAAGGAAGGAUUCCUGCUAUUGCAAUUUUCUCCCUAGUCAGCUUAAUAAACUGUAUCUGGAGACUGACUGAAAUCAGGACAGAACUGCUCUCCGGUGCGCAUUCCCUUCUGGCCUUACAUUACUACAAACCCCAUUUUAUUUGGUAUUGUUAUGUGUGUAUUUGUGUUUAUAUGGCUGUGUAGAUAAUAUUGUCUGUAAAACCUACAUCACCAACAUUUCCUUGGUGGAACAUUAAGAAGGUUUAUUUCCAUGUAUUUUCAGUAAAAAACAAACAAACAUCACAUCAAUACUACCAAUUAACUAAGUGAAGAGAAAAAUUGGCCUGGGGUGCGUUUCCCAAACAACAACAUAACUCGCGACUGUUGUGACGAGUGUUUCCCAAAACCAUAGUUUCUCUGUCGUAGAUACAUUGUUUGAACCACGUAAGUUAUAUCGUUAAACGCCCAUAAUGAUGAAAGAAAAAAACAUCCAAUAUUAGUUGUAGUAAAAACAUGCACUCGUUUUGAUGGUCUCAGAUAUACAUCAUCAUGUUAAUUUUAAUUUUUAGCUCUCUGCAACUCAUGGUCCCCCACUGAAGCGAAGCAGGGCUGCACCCGGUCAGUACCUGGAUGUGAGCCCUCAUGGGAAAGCUAGAUUGCUCUCGGAAGUUGUUAGUGAGACCAGCAGGAAGUGCCCAACCUGCUGUCUGAAUGGGUCCUAACGCCCCAGUAUAUUGAUGGGGGGACUCUAUACUUCUCAGUGAGAGCCGUCUUUCAGAUGAGCGUUAAACCGAGGUCAUUUAAAUCCCAGGAUGUCCUUCGAAAAAAGUAGGGGUUUAACUAGAGAUGGGGACUCCAAAAGAGUUGAUUCCUUGACUCAAUGGACCUACGUGAACACUUAUUCAUUUUGAAUUUCGCAACCACAAGUACUCAUAAAUAAUUAGUUUCAUUUUUAAAUUCCUAUAACCUUUUGCGAUUUGGUUUUAAAGAUGAUCUGCCUGUGAUGUUAAGUUUGCUGUGUUAUAAAUGAAAUAUAGCACAUUUGUUUAAAUUUAAAGGGGAAUGACAUCUUACAUAAGCACUGCAGGUAAAAUUACGAUGUUAUUAGUUGCUAUCUCUGCCUGUUUCACAAUAAAUUUAUUAAUUGAUUAAAUAUUUUAAAAACACUAAUCAUAAUGACAAAAGUAGCCUAGAUUUAUUUAUUGACAAAACAUGUCGUCCUGUUUUGUUUUUUUGCCCUAGACGCACUUGUUUUCACCUCUAAUAUUUAGGCUAUUCUUCUUGUUUAUUUUGCAGAUGAAUACAAAUUGCAUGCAUUAAAAUUAAGAUACAAUUCAAAACAAACUAAAUAAGUUUCAAAAAGAGGAUUUUUAAAUUAAAAAUAUAGCCACGGCUAAGUGUUCAAAAACAGGUCUAACUCGCUCCUUUUCUUCAGGCUUAUGCUGUCCCACUAACACACUCUAAUUUAAUUACAAUAAACAAAUAGCACAAAACAAACAGCGAUAUUUCAAAGUAAAGGAACAGGCUAUUUAACAGUAGACUUUAAAAAAACACAUUUAAGAGUGAGAGAAUAAUAUGAUAGGCUGCUUUGAGGCAGUCUAUCACACUGCUUUUGUUAUUUUAGGUUUGUUAUGGAAUAUUUAAGUUAAAAAAAUCUGUGGGUUUAAUAUUUAAUUAGUCAUUGAAUCAAAUUAAAAAGCUAUUUUGUUUAUUGAUCGUUUGAAACGUCUGUACAAAUACAGCAACAACCACAGACCGUCUGCUACUCCAGAUUAUUUUGUUUACUCAGUACUCUGUAUUCAACUAUCAAACAUCAUAUUCAGAAGAUAUUUAGGCUAUUUAAUGAUUUUUAUUUAAUCGUUUUUGGGCUCAAUUUGGGUGUUUUUUUUAAUUUGUUAAUUAACUGUUACACAUCUUUUUAUUAAAUAUGUUGAUAAUAAAAAGAUGUUUUAACUUUGACAAGUUUAGAUCAUUUAUUAAAUUACAUUGCAAUCUUGGAGACAAUUCAAAUAUGUUGUAAAUAAUAUAGACUUAUAACUAUUUGACUGCAGAUAAUUUAAACUGCAGAUUUUUUGCUGUCGCUAUUUCAAGUGAAUCCAAAAUUAGGAGUCGAGAAUCAGUCAACUCAAAAAACCUGAAACCGAACACCCCUAGGUUUAACCCCUGCAUCUUGGCCAAAUUUGCUCACUGCCCUCUGUUCAUCAUGGCCUCCUAACCAUCCCCAUAUCAUAAUUGUCUUCAUCCCUCAGUCUCCUCUCCACCAAUCAGCUGGUGUGUGUU